Messenger RNA from Clonostachys solani, 1875 nucleotides. NCBI's taxonomy places the organism in Eukaryota, Fungi, Ascomycota, Sordariomycetes, Hypocreales, Bionectriaceae. The record is from the annotation of a GenBank genome assembly.
AUGGAGUGUAUGCGAGAGAAGUUUUCCGGCGGUGCCCUUCUCAAUGGCCGCUACCAAACAAUUUCCCCUCUGAACCAUGGUUCCUUCGGUAUGGUGUUUGUCGCGCAGGAUCUUGUCACCAAUGAAUCCGUCGCAAUCAAGUGCAUGACCAAGCGGUCAGCCUCCUUCGACGGCACUGCGGAUUUGGCUGUGGAUGAGAAGUCCGAGGAGUAUGCUCUCCAUACUCUUCUCGGUCAGCAUCCUCACAUUGUCAAUAUCCUAGACACCUUUGAGACCGACGCUCACGUUUACCUCGUUUUGGAGUACUGUUCGCAGGGAGACCUUUACGAAGCAAUUCGCAAUGGCCAAGGCCCUCUGGAGACCGAGCAUGUCCGCCAAUUCAUGCUGGAGCUUGUUGAUGCUGUUUCCUACAUGCACUCCAAGGGUGUAUACCAUCGCGAUAUCAAGCCGGAGAACAUUUUCUUGACACAGGCAGGUGCGAUGAAGCUUGGUGAUUUCGGAUUGGCCACCACUGACAAGUGGUCAUACGAGAUGACUGUUGGCAGCGAUCGUUACAUGGCUCCAGAGCAAUUCGAUUCAGCUGGGGCUGGUUACUCGCCCGCUGAGGCGGACGUCUGGGCUAUUGGAAUCUGCUUGCUCAACAUUCUGUUCUCCCGCAAUCCCUUCACUACACCUACCGAGUCUGACCCGCUCUUCCUUGAUUUCUCUCGCGACAAGCAGAGUCUCUUUGAUGUCUUUCCAUCCAUGUCACAGGACACCUAUGAGGUGAUCGUCCAGUGCAUGAACAUGGACCCUCGACGCCGAUCCCUUGUCGGAGCCCGUGAUGCUCUCAUGCGCGUUGUUAGCUUCACUGCUCAGGAUGAGAUUUUGGAUGACUUCUGCACUGCUGAGAAGGGAUGCAUUGCUUCUGCGAACCGCGAGCCGCUUCGCACUCCCUCGAUUCAGAGCCCUCAAGUGGAUGACGCUGGCGCUUUCCCCUGGACCAAGGCUCUCCAUGUUCCCUCUCGUCAUGCUCGUCAACUCAGCGCUAUUCCCGAUGACGAGAGCUACUCUGAGGACCUGUUUUCCACCUCUGAAGAGACUAUUGAUUGGUGCUCUGCUGCUACUCAGACCCCUUCAAUGUCAUCCAUGCUCACCUCGAGCCUUGGCCUUUCCAUGAAGUCUUUGGCCAUUGACCCGCAGAAGCGCCGAUCCAAGGUAUCACCAGCGGCAGGAUCGUUGCCCAUUCAAAUGACAAAGCCUCCCAUGCUCUCUCUCGCUACCGUCUUUGGCAACCGAGACACUGUCUCUAAGAGCUGGAGUGACAUGUGGGACGAAGACGAGGAGGAAGAGGAGCAGGAGCGUGUCAGGCAAGUGCAGGCACUGAAGGAGCUGAAUUCGCGAACCUGGAGCCAGGAGAGCAAGGGUGAGACGAUGAAGGCUGAGGAGGAACACGCAAUUGGGCCUCUUGGCAUUCAGGGCAAUAUUGACGACGACGAUUUGGCUGACGGCUUCUUCUUCCAAGAGGCGCCAGCUGUUCAGCGUCAUGUCCCGGAGAUGCCACGAUAUUCCCCUCCUCCGAAGCGAAGCGCUCUCGACAAAUGGGCUGCUUUGGGUGAAAGACGACGUGGACAGAAUGCGACAUACAACAUUAAGAAGGAGAAGGUGUCAGAUAUGAAGACACCUCGGUAUUUGGAAUUUGGAAUUAAGUCUUAUGAAGCGGGCGUUUUGGAACAACAUAAUUAUCAUCAUCAUCACAAUAACAAACAACAACCACAAUCACAUUCGGGGAAGGAGCGGAUCAAGGAAUGCCCAUGGAACAAGGGCAGAGAUUGGAACUGGCGUCGUGAUCGACGCACCGAUCUUGGAGAUGUUGAGUGGGUUGGUGGUUGGUAA